Messenger RNA from Laetiporus sulphureus 93-53, 1050 nucleotides. RefSeq names its product P-loop containing nucleoside triphosphate hydrolase protein. NCBI's taxonomy places the organism in Eukaryota, Fungi, Basidiomycota, Agaricomycetes, Polyporales, Laetiporaceae. The coding region runs from base 1 to 1050 and encodes 349 amino acids. The record is from RefSeq and is a predicted model, not a curated record. Gene Ontology annotation, molecular function: DNA binding; DNA clamp loader activity; ATP binding. Gene Ontology annotation, cellular component: DNA replication factor C complex; Ctf18 RFC-like complex; nucleus. Gene Ontology annotation, biological process: DNA-templated DNA replication; DNA repair. The transcript has 7 exons.
AUGAGGGACGACGAGAGCACUCCUCAGCCCUCGAUGAGCAAAGGAAAGGGCAAAGCGGUCGAACACGAGAGUGGCUAUGAUCCUGAAAACCUACCAUGGGUAGAGAAGUACCGCCCUGUCACAUUGGAUGAUGUCGUCUCCCACAAGGACAUCACGAGCACGAUUGAAAGGUUCAUUGAACAGAACCGGCUACCUCAUCUCCUCUUUUAUGGACCUCCGGGGACUGGUAAGACAUCCACUAUCCUCGCCGUGGCUCGGCGGAUAUAUGGGAAGGAUUACCGCAGGCAGAUUCUCGAGCUCAAUGCCUCGGACGAUCGUGGUAUCGACGUCGUCCGUGAACAAAUCAAGAACUUCGCAGAGACACGCACGCUGUUUCAGAAGGGCUACAAGCUCAUCGUUCUUGAUGAAGCGGACAUGAUGACAACUGCUGCACAAUCAGCUCUUCGGCGAGUCAUUGAGCAGUAUACCAGAAACGUCCGCUUUUGUAUCAUCUGCAAUUAUGUGAACAAGAUUAUACCAGCUAUUCAGAGCCGCUGUACACGCUUCCGGUUCUCGCCACUUCCCAUAGCUGAGAUAGAGAAACGGGUAAACACUGUCAUGGAGGCGGAAGGGGUGAAGAUUACAGAGGACGGGAAGAAAGCGCUGCUCAAGCUGUCGAAGGGAGACAUGCGAAGAGCACUCAACGUCCUGCAGGCUUGCCAUGCAGCAUACGACCUCAUAGGCGAGGAGGAGAUUUAUCACUGUACGGGCAGUCCACAGCCAGCAGACAUUGAGAUCGUCGUCAACUCGAUGCUCGCGGAUGACUUUACUACCUCGUAUAAAAUGAUCUCAACAUUGAAGGUAGAGCGCGGUCUUGCGCUCCCGGAUCUGAUCAACGGAGCAUAUGACUACAUCGAGACCAUUGAUUUCAAGCCACAUGCUCGCAUAUAUCUUCUCGACUUCCUAGCGACAACAGAACAUCGCCUGUCGUCCGGUGCAAACGAGAAGAUCCAGUUGACGGCGUUGCUUGGAGCCUUCAAAAACGCAGUGGAGAUUUCUUCCAAGUCGUAG